This is a messenger RNA of Alosa alosa (allis shad), 1805 nucleotides long. It is a transcript of the gene eno1b, whose product is annotated as enolase 1b, (alpha). Lineage: Eukaryota; Metazoa; Chordata; Actinopteri; Clupeiformes; Clupeidae. Gene Ontology annotation, cellular component: phosphopyruvate hydratase complex. Gene Ontology annotation, molecular function: phosphopyruvate hydratase activity; magnesium ion binding. The coding region runs from base 119 to 1420 and encodes 433 amino acids. Gene Ontology annotation, biological process: glycolytic process. The record is from RefSeq and is a predicted model, not a curated record. The transcript is spliced from 12 exons.
CGGCUAACUAGCUGCUAAUACUACUUAGGUAGCUACUUACAGUCCUGCUCACAAGUAGUCUGGCACGUACACCGCUUCUCUGCUCACCUUGACGGUCGUCUCUCGUCUUAAACGAAUCAUGUCUAUCCUGAAGAUUCAUGCCCGGGAGAUCUUUGACUCCAGAGGGAAUCCUACUGUGGAAGUUGACCUCUUCACUGACCGAGGUCUUUUCCGAGCUGCUGUCCCUAGCGGAGCAUCAACUGGCAUCUAUGAAGCUCUGGAGCUUCGCGACAAUGACAAGAGCCGCUACUUGGGCAAGGGUGUUUCACAGGCAGUUGAGCAUGUCAAUCAGUCUAUUGGGCCUUAUCUUGUCGAGCAGGGAGUGUCUGUGGUGGAGCAGGAGAAGAUCGACCAGAUGAUGCUGGACUUGGAUGGAACCGAAAAUAAGUCCAAGUUUGGGGCAAAUGCCAUCCUUGGGGUCUCCCUGGCUGUGUGUAAGGCUGGUGCUGCAGAGAAGGGUGUCCCCUUGUACAGACACAUCGCUGACCUGGCUGGAAAUCCAGAGGUCAUUUUGCCUGUGCCGGCCUUCAAUGUAAUCAAUGGAGGAUCCCAUGCUGGCAACAAGCUGGCCAUGCAAGAGUUCAUGAUCUUGCCUGUAGGGGCCAGCAGCUUCAAAGAAGCUAUGCGCAUCGGUGCUGAGGUCUACCACAACCUGAGGAGCGUGAUCAAGUCCAAGUAUGGCCAGGAUGCUACCAAUGUGGGGGAUGAGGGAGGAUUUGCCCCAAACAUCCUGGAGAACAAAGAAGCACUUGAGCUUCUGAGGAACGCCAUCAGCAAGGCUGGCUACACUGAUGAGAUUGUCAUCGGAAUGGACGUGGCUGCGUCUGAGUUCUACAGGGAUGGGAAGUAUGAUCUGGACUUCAAGUCUCCCGAUGACCCUAGCCGUUACAUCACCCCUGAUGAGCUGGCUGACCUCUACAAAAGCUUUGUGCAGGAUUACCCAGUGAUGUCCAUUGAAGACCCAUUUGACCAGGAUGACUGGGCUGCCUGGUCCAACUUGACGGGCACCACUGACAUUCAGAUAGUGGGAGACGACCUGACUGUCACCAACCCAAAGCGCAUUGCCAAGGCUGUAGAGGAGAAGGCUUGUAACUGCCUUUUGCUUAAAGUCAACCAGAUCGGCACCGUCACCGAGUCCAUGCAGGCUUGUAAGAUGGCGCAGUCCAGUGGCUGGGGGGUGAUGGUCAGCCAUCGUUCUGGAGAGACCGAGGACACCUUUAUUGCUGACUUGGUGGUUGGCCUCUGCACGGGCCAGAUUAAGACCGGUGCUCCUUGCCGUUCAGAGCGUCUGGCCAAAUACAACCAGAUUCUCAGAAUUGAGGAAGAACUGGGGGACAAGGCCCGCUUUGCUGGAAAAAACUUCAGAAACCCUCUGGUCUAAAUGCAGGAUGAUCUCUUGUAAAACUGUAAUAACCUCAGUGUAGAACGUGGGACUUUGUAGUACUGACCAUGUGUUAUAGCACUUUUAUCAGUCAUUAUGGCAGUGUGUGACUACUAGAACUUCAGACUGAUUAGUAUCAACUCAGCCAUUUGGUGUAUAACCACUGCUGCAAUUAGGCCAUUGCCUUUGGUUCAUUGUUGUGGGCCCAGGAUAUGUGCUAGUGAUGCAAUGAAUGUAAUAAAUAAUCAAUUAUAUUGUAUUUUGAUAUAAAAUAAAUGUAUUGUGUACACUAUAAGUAAUACUGUGGAAAUUAAAAUAUUGGCUAGUGUAUGACCUGUGGCACUGGGUUUGAUUGGCUGAAUAAAACGUCCUUAUGGAACUGUCA